CUUCCUCGUUGCUGCUGAGAAUCAUCUCAGAAACAUCGAUCGACAUUUGUAGAUCAGUCAAAGCGGGUGAUCUGUAAAUAAUAUUUUACAGAUGAGUGAGGAGGGGCGCGACUGCACAGACUGACCCCCAUGUGCCCUCCGUGGAGAUGCAAGACUCGCGUGAACCGUUUCCCUCGACGUAAUCACGUCAUCCCGGUAGGUGGCAGCCUGUCCAAGUGAAUAUAAUCAAAUGAAACGAUCCGAAAUUCGGAUGGUUCUGCCGGCCACCAGAAACACUGUACACCUGGUGGAUGUGAUCAGGCGGGUACGUUGUGUUACUUUGUAGUUUUUAUUUUAAGUCGUGACUGAAUCUACAAAAGGAUAAAUAUCCGGUUUAUUUCUGAAUUACUGUGUUGUCACCGGAUGAUCACUUGGGUAGUUUCAGCCUCAAUUAAAGGGCGUCGUUAGAGCAGUUUGUGGAGGGGGACCCGCGUCUUAACAGGCAUACUGCAACGCCGUGACGCAAUUCAUACUCUCCUGCUGCAACACGGUGAAAUAUGAAUCACCAGAGCGCCGACGGUGGGAUCUUUGGGCGUAAAUAUCAUUUUAAAUGGUGAGGAGGGGGUGUGGCGCGGACCGUCUCCCAUUCACCAAAACAAUACACGCCCAGAGAGCUCGUGCAGUCGGGGCGUAAAAAAAGCCGUGCCGGGGAUCUGGUCACUGUGUCUGCUCUCGGACUCUCGCUGGGUGCACAGACCAGACACCCCGCCAAGCAGCCAAGCAGUCAGCCAGCCAGCCAGCCAGCCCCUCGGCGGCAGCCGGACGUACCUCCGACCCUCUGCAGGCUCCGGGCUGCGAAUUAAACACGCCCCGAGCAGGGAUCGCAUCACGCAGAUUCAAAGCUUGGAUGCAAAACGAGCUAAGGUAAGAUUAAAGGCCUGUAGCAUCACAGCCGGCACGACGGUGAUCACUCCUGACUUUCACCUGUGUGUCACCUGAUUACACCAACCUGUUAUUCCGGGGAGAGACCGCUGCAGACCUUGGCAACACUCAGACCAUUUAGGGGGAGCUUCUGCCUGGUGUCCUCAUGUGAACUGGUUUCUCAAAGAGCUGUAAGGUGGCUUAUAAUACGGGGAUGUUAGCACCAUGAUCCAUGGCUGUGGUGUGUUCAGUGUGACAGUGCAGAUUGUGUUGCAAGAGGAGAUUGAAUGCCUCUAAAAUCUCAAGGCCGUGAGCCCCGUGCAGGGUGGUGAUGAGCAGUCAGGGCAGCAGCAGGGGAAGUGGGCAGCAUGCUGACUCUCGUACCCCUCGCCAUACCUCCGGACCCAAACUGCAGGUGCAGCGCUCCCUCUCUCGUGAUACCAUCACCAUCCACUUCUCUGCUCUGGGGAAGGAGGAAGAUGACGAGGAAGAGGAGCUCUACGGGGUGCCUGUUGGGUCUGCAGGGGGGCUUAAAAGUCUAGAAGCUUCAGCGGAUGAUGACUUGUCUGUGGCUACUGGCUUGGAGGCAAAAGAGGAGCUCCUGUUUGAAUCUGCUGGUGUGGAGACCGCUUCAGGAGCUGCUGUGCUCCCCGUUUCUUCCGCUACCCUGUCUGUGAAGCCCUCAGACCCUCAACCACAUACACCCUCUCCAGCCAUGACUAUUAUCCCCACCUCCAACCUCUCCCACCUGAGUUCCAGCCCCCCUGUCAGCUCUUCCUGGCCCUCUGAACGACCCUCAGCCGGUCCCCCAUCCACGAGCUUCAGUUCCUCCUCCCCUUGCAAGUCUGCAGCGCUGCCCUCUUCUAAACCUUUCCUCAGCCUGGUCAGGUCCUUGUCCAAUGACGUUGAAUCUCGAGAAACCACUCCUGCGCCUACCACUGUUGCACCAUCACACACACGCCACCGUCACUUAAUGAAAUCUUUUGUUAAGUCUCUUUCCACGGACACUUCAAAGACUGAACAUCAGGAAGGCCCUCUGCAUCACUAUCUUCAUCACCCUCCACAUCAGCAGCAAGUGCAGCCAUCCCAGCGGCCUCCACCUCGCAACAUGCAGCUCUUCAAACAGUUCUCCCAGCCUCGUUUGUCCUCCUGCCCCGUCACUGUCACUCAUGCAGGUGGAGACUCCAAAACAGCCCCCUCUUCCCCCAUCAUGUCCCCAGAUGGUAGGUCUUUCUUCAAGGUUCAAGAGGUGGAGGCUAGGAUAGAAGACACUAAGCGGCGGCUUUCAGAGGUGAUGUCAGACCCCCUGCAGCUUUUUAGUAAGAUCAUGGGGGAUGAGUCUGGCGUGGGAGCCACUGGAAGUGCCACUCAUCGUGCCAAAUCGCUGUCCUCCAGUGCAUCAGAGCUCAGUGGUGUAACAGCAGUAAAUGGACAUGCAGAAAGUAACAAUAACUAUAGUAUCAAGGAAGAGGAAGGGCCAGAAGGGGAGGAAGAGGAAGAAACCCCCACAGGCAAGGGCCCUGACUCUGUUUUUUUCUCUUUCCCAUCACUGGCCCCAGCCACAGCUGUCACCCAGGCCUCCUCUUCCACUUUCCCCAAGUCUCCUUCUCUCACUCUGGGCCGCUGCUCCAUGUCAGCCCUGGUCGCUCGACAGGAAGACGAGGACUUUUGUGAACUGUACAGUGAAGACUUUGAGUUGUGUACAGAUACAGAGACACCUGAUGGGGAUCAUCCCGGGUCCCGUCAGCCCCAUACUGGUAGUACUGGGUUGUGUAGUGAACUUGACACAGAGGAGGAGGAGAAAGAAGAGGAGGAGUUGCAGACUGUGCCUGUGACUGGCCUAAUCUUCCUAAGUCAGUUGGUGUAUUGGUAUUUAGUCCUUCCAGUGCCACCGUAUGUGUGUUCUGUGGUGCACGGGAUUGUAGCUGGGUUCAUGCUGGCCUUGCUGGUACUUUGGCUGUCCUCUCCCCAACGUUCCACAUUAGGGACAAGCAGAGGGAGGCGAAGAAUAGAGCCCUGGAAUGUGGCCCAGCUGGAUAUCAAAGAGCCAGGAAUCUUCAAGGGCUGGAUGAAUGAGAUCCACAGCUACGACCCGGAGAUGUACCACGCCACCCUGACCCACUCUGUUUACGUUCGUCUGGAAGGCUCCGUCCUGCGUCUGUCCAAACCCAACCGCAACAUCUCCCGCCGUGCCACACACAACGAGCCUAAACCUGACGUCACCUUCAUCAGCCAGAAGAUCUAUGACCUCACCGAUAGCAAGAUCCAGCUGGUGCCCCAAAGCUUGGCUAGGAAGAGAGUCUGGAACAAGAAGUACCCCAUUUGUAUUGAGCUGGCCAAGCAGGAGGACUUCAUGUCAAAGGCCCAGGGAGAGAAGCCCGAAGGUGGGGAGGACAAAUUAACAGGGCUGGGGGAGAAGCUAGAAAGAACGGACAAAUGCGAAAAAGGUGAGGUAUCAGGAUCAUCAGAGGAACCCAAAAGACCGAGUUCUGGAGGGGGGGACCUGACAAUCUACCUGUUUGGGAGGACGGGUCGAGAAAAGGAAGAGUGGUUCCGGAGAUUUCUUUUGGCUUCCCGAGUGAAGUCAGAGGGGAGAGGUGGCAGUCUGUCUGGCAUCUGCAAGAGUGCCUUUUUGCCCUCCCAUAGCCGCAGUAGCAGCACCCAGUCUGGUGGAGGCCUGGAGGCUGACAGCAGGAGCAGCAGCAGGGGAAGCCUGGAGGAGCUGUCUCAAUCUCGCCAGAGAGAGACCUCCUCUGCCCUCUCCUGUGGCUCUACUGGAGGGAUGAAGCAAAAGAUGUUAUUGGACUAUAACGUCUACAUGGCCAAAUAUGUCAACACCCAGGCACCACCAAGAAGCCCAGCUGCCAGUGACAGCCCUGGGCACAGCCCCGAGAGCAGCCCUAAAACUACCAAAAAGAUACGCAGGAGUUCAGAGGAGACUGUGGAGCCUGAGGCCUGGGUCAAUGCUUUUCUGGGAAGGAUAUUCUGGGACUUCUUGGGAGAAAAGUACUGGGCUAAUGUCGUCUCCAAAAAGAUCCAAAUGAAGCUCAGUAAGAUCAGGCUACCAUAUGUCAUGAAUGAGCUGACUUUGACAGAGCUAGACAUGGGCUUUUCCAUUCCUAAGAUCCUCCAUGCCUCCGCACCCUCUGUAGACCACCAAGGUCUGUGGUUUGAUCUGGAGAUCUCUUACACGGGUUCCUUCCUCAUGACGCUAGAGACCAAGAUGAACCUGGCCCGUCUGGGGAAGGAGGGCGAGGGACUCGGGGAACAUGGAAAAGAGUGGCCUAGGCCGCGGACAUACUGCCUGGCAGACAGCGAUGAGGAGUCGUCUAGUGCUGGCUCAUCAGAUGAAGAGGAUCCUCCAGAAAUCCUCAGUGACAAAGCCAUUCUUCCUGGAGGCGAAGGAUAUGUGGGAGGCCACAGGCCCAGCAAGAUCAUGCGCUUUGUGGACAAGAUAGCCAAGUCGAAGUACUUCCAGAAAGCAACGGAGACGGAGUUCAUUAAGAAAAAGAUGGAGGAGGUGUCCAACACACCCUUGUUGCUCACUGUGGAGGUGCAAGAUUGCCGCGGGACGCUGGCUGUCAACAUCCCACCUCCCCCCACGGACAGGAUAUGGUACGGUUUCCGGAGUCCACCUCACCUAGAGCUGAAAGCGCGGCCUAAACUGGGUGAGAGGGAGGUCACUCUAGUUCAUGUGACAGACUGGAUUGAGAAGAAACUGAAUCAGGAGUUCCAGAAAAUAUUUGUGAUGCCAAAUAUGGAUGAUGUUUGGCUGCCCAUAAUGCACUCUGCCAUGGACACGCGUUCAAAUGCCAACUUGGUUACUGUGACAAAUGAUGCCUUGAAGGACCCAGAACCAGAGGAGUCUGAGGUCUCGGACAUGUGAAAACUGCUGUUCAAACAGACGGACAUUUUAUCACCAUGGCGAUAGGACAAGCGCCCGCCCCCCCUCUGACACCCACAGGUACAGAAUUGGGCCAGGCCAACUCUUCCAGUAUUUUUACCCAUGUUUCAGUCCCAUUGUUGCACCAGUCAUGACGUGCACUCACAAAACUGGAAGUGUUGGACAAGCUUGUGAUCAUCUGUGGUAACUACAAGUGGUAAAGAAAAGGAAGAGAACUGCGACUCAUAGAUUGUCAUACAAUCACACCAUUUUAUUUGUGUGAUUAAUUCACUGAUGAAAUACAACACAUGGAGCAUUUCAAGGCUGUUUAACAAGUGUGAGUGGAUCGACUAAUAGCCAUCAGAUUCAACCAGGAGAACCAUUAAACCUGUGAUGUACAGCUGCACCAAACACGCUGAUUGUAGUGUUGUUGUGCGACAUCUCCAAACUGGCGGUUUAUUGUUUGCUAUAACUUCAGAAGGAAUUUGAGGCCACUGAUGAAGAGCGUGUAUGUCUCAGUGAGCAAAUAUUUGAGGGAACGGAGACGAUUUUGCUGAAAAUCCCUGCGUCAGUUAAUACGCAUUUCACAGGGAUAUCAAGACCCAUUUACCGCCCAUCCACACUGCUGCCUGUGCCAGCUGCCUGGCACUUAAAUGCAAACACAUCUAUUGCACUGUGUCCAUCGAAGAUACUGGGUCAGUUUAAAUCCAACAUGGGCUCUGUCAUACUGUACAGUGUGUAUGCUUUUAAUUGUGUGGUAGGUGAAUUAAAACAUAUCUGCAAACACAGCAGCUGAACAUUGCCUAGGUCUGAUGAAUGUAUGCAGCUCCAUGGCUGUGCAAGGAAUAGCUCAUUCAGUGACGACAUGCUUCUUCAGGACACGCUUCAAGACUUCUUUUCAUGUUAUAUACAGAGUUGAGCAAAAGUAAUAAUUUUGUUUCUAUUGCCAAAGCAAUCUUUCACUCCUCCUUGAAGGCUCAUGUAAUGAAUAAAUGGUGACAAAUAAGCUAUUGGUUUUCUUGUGUUCCCAUUGAGGCCACUGAAGUGAUGUAUAGGUGAAGUUUGCAUAUUUGUAGCUGGAAAUAUGUGAGAUAUGGAUGUAAUCUGCAGGGAGUGAUUUUUUUUGGGGAGGGGGUGUUGCUAACAUUAGAGCAACUCCUUUGUGAACAUGGUAACGCGCAGAAUUUUUUGGUGAACGGUGGGAACAUACCCUCUCUUCCUGGUUUAUUUGAAUAAAUAACUGGAUAUUAGCCAUAUUAUUUCAUGUUGCCAGCUGACAUCCAGCUAAUGAAUGCUCUUAUUUGUUGAAUUCUUUAUUGAUUUGCUGUUGUUUCUGUACUGUACACAUUUAAGAGGAAAAAUCACAAUAAACUCAAACAGCAAUUUUGUCAAGUCAACCAGCUGCUUCACAGGCAACUGUUAUUUGACAUGUUUUAUGUUCAUAUGUGUGUUGGCAAAGCGUAUGAGGCAGAAAGUGCCUUUAAAAUAAUCAAACAUUCCUCCACAGUGAGUCACCACAUUUGUUGCAUCAGUUGGAGACUGAAAGAAAAAAUGUCUUUGUGCCAUUACCGUGUCUGUUAAGACAUGCCCCGUCUUCAUUUGGUUUUGGUGUUGUUCAUUUGCACAGUGAUGAAAAUAUGAAACAUUGCUGUUGUGUUCAGUGAUGUCACAGAAUGUUAUGGUUCUGAUCGUUGUGGGAUCAAUAAAACCUUUUGCUUGGAAAGAAUUUCUGCAACUUGGUGGUAUGGUUGUAACAGGAGGAAAAAUUACAGAACAUCAGAUGGUCAUUAGGCAUUCAGAUUUCGGAUUUUAAGACGUUUCUAAGUUGUAUAAAAAUAUUGUUAACAAUAAUCUGAUGAUUAUUUUUAUCAACUGAUAAUUUUGUCUUUAAGAAGGUGAGAAAACUUGGGAAAAUUUCAUUACAUUUUCUCCAGAUGUCUCCAAUGUCUCAUUUUAUCCAUCCAACACUCAGGUGCUCAAGUUACAAGAGGCGCUUUCAAUUUUUUUGUAAGAAAAAAAAAAAGAA
Messenger RNA from Scatophagus argus, 6809 nucleotides. RefSeq names its product testis expressed 2 (gene tex2). Lineage: Eukaryota; Metazoa; Chordata; Actinopteri; Scatophagidae. The coding region runs from base 1232 to 4786 and encodes 1184 amino acids. Gene Ontology annotation, molecular function: lipid binding. Gene Ontology annotation, cellular component: endoplasmic reticulum. The record is from RefSeq and is a predicted model, not a curated record. The transcript has 14 exons.